GAACGCCACGCCAGACGGCGAAUGACGUAGCACGCACAGUCGCUGUGUUUGGUUGUGGUCGGAGCAAAGGGAGCUAGGAGGAGGAGGAGGAGGGGGGAUCAAGGAAACCUCUAGCAUCGUAGAUAAACACCCUGAAGAGGUGUGACCCCAGCGAGCGCACGGCUGUCACAGUACCGGCAAACACAGUAAAAAAAAGGCCCGGUCGAGUCCUUCAUACAGCGAGGGUCAACAUGUCUGAGACAUACGACUUCCUGUUUAAGUUCCUGGUGAUUGGCAGUGCUGGGACAGGGAAAUCCUGCCUCCUCCACCAGUUCAUUGAGAACAAGUUUAAACAGGACUCCAACCACACCAUCGGCGUGGAGUUUGGUUCCAGAGUGGUCAACGUUGGUGGAAAGACAGUCAAAUUGCAGAUCUGGGACACCGCUGGGCAGGAACGAUUCCGUUCUGUUACACGCAGCUACUACAGAGGAGCAGCUGGAGCUCUCCUCGUCUAUGAUAUUACCAGCCGGGAGACAUAUAAUGCCCUGACCAACUGGCUGACAGACGCACGGACACUGGCAAGCCCCAACAUUGUUAUUAUCCUGUGUGGCAACAAGAAAGACCUGGACGCAGACAGAGAGGUGACCUUCCUAGAGGCCUCGCGCUUCGCUCAGGAGAACGAACUGAUGUUUCUAGAGACCAGUGCUCUGACAGGGGAGAAUGUCGAGGAGGGUUUUCUGAAGUGCGCUCGCACCAUCCUCAACAAGAUAGAUUCAGGUGAAUUAGACCCAGAGAGGAUGGGUUCAGGUAUCCAGUAUGGGGAUGCUUCGUUGCGGCAGCUGCGACAGCCGAGAGGCACCACCUCACAGAUUAAGCAGCAGUGUAAUUGCUAGGGAUCGGGGCCCCACCCUCACCUCAGCCCGCAGGCCCACGCAGACAGGACAUCCCCUACAGCUCCAGGUGCUUUUUGGUGUGUGGGAUCCUUCGCUCUGCAGUCUCACACACCUUGGAUCACCUGGAUAAGUGGUCGUGGAGAUCACUGCAACCCAUGACCCCUGACCUCUGGUAAGACUCUGUAUUUCUUACCUGGGGGGGUCAGCUGUGCUCCUGCGUCUGGACAGGGAAACCACCUCAGUGUGAACACUCCGGGAUCAUAAAGAAGAGGACUCCUCUUCUUCAAAAAUAAGUUUUUCAGUCACUUAACAGACAAGUCAAGGGUUGUGUGGAGGGGCUGCCCUACUGUUGUUUUAUCCCUGUGCUUGUUUAGUAACUUCUACAUGCUUUCUGAGUUUGCACGUCAUUAUUUGUAAAUUAUUAUUGGUAAACUAUUUUCCGCAUUUUCACUGUUCAGGCUAUCUGGAUAAGAUUCAUGUUUAGUUUGGCCAGCGCGCAUAAGUUUUAACAUUCAUGAAGGCACCUGUUGAUAUUAAGCUUUUUAUUAUCCAUUAUUAGAGGUAACUGUACUUUACACACGUUUAGUCUGAUAUUGAUAUUGAGUAAGUGAUAAAAAGUCUAAACAUGACCUCUUAUAAGUAAUAUGAAGUCAUCUUGCACAGAUUUUGGGUUAAGUAUUACUGUAAAGAAAUUUGAACCAGAUGCUACAAAUCUUUACAAAUGUUUCUGCAGUUGUUGUCCUUUAAUGCUUCUCAUCGGAUCUGAAAAUUGAAGCGGUUAAUCAGUGGAUUUAAGUGUAGUUCACAUUCUUAAAGUCAGACAAGCCCAAAUGUAGAACCCAGUACUUUUAGUCACUCUGAAAUGUAUGUUAUAUCGAGUCUUUUAAAUUUUUGCUUUGCCUUAAAGUGCACUGUUCUGAUGUAGCGUAUUGGCCUUAGUAAUUUACUUGAUAUAAUGGAUCUACAGUAUAUUAUACCCAGUCACCAUGUCUUUAAACUGUCAAAGAGAAUGGUACAGUCACUCCACUCUAUGUCCACAUAGACAAGCUUGUGGGUGAGGUUGAAAGCACAAAAAAGAGAAAUGUAGCUCUUUAUUUUACCCCAAAGGCCCCGAAGUCUUCAGAUUUGUAUGAUUAGACGCACACCCUGUUUAAGUCCAUGUGUCUCCGGUACUAUCAAAGUGAAAGAUUAAGAGUUAUCAAUCUCUGCAAACCUAACACUGUUUUUGACUCCUCCUGCUGAGCUUUUUUUUUUUCCAUGACCUCCCUUUGAUUCAUGCUGUUCUACAUGCACAUACUGCAUAGGGGACGUCACAGGAAACCACAGUUGGUUUUGCCUCAGUGCCAUGUUUGGGAAACUUUCAUGCCGCCCACCCAGUUCCCUCAUAGAGGUUGGACAUGUGAUGUUUAAUCGCGCAAGGCUGUAAGUGCGCCUUGAUAAAAGUCAGGAUUCUGUUUUCAACCUUUCAAGUAGUUUUCACUUCUGUUUGUCAAGCACAGAAGUAACUCUGCUCUGCUGCAAAAUGUUACUGAAGCUGUGGAGCCGACCCAGAUGUUUUGUUCUUAGAGCAGACACUGCGUUGCCCCAGAGAGAAACAGGGAAUUUCCACUGAAACAUGGUUUCCUCUUUCCAUGCAACACUGACGGUAUGGCUUGUGGUGCUGCUGGAGGAGAAUGAGGUUGCGAGUUAAUAACCCAAACUCCUGCCCUGCUGUUGAGUCAGAGGCACUGCAUCUGUCUGAACCGCUGAGAGAGCAGGUCACACUGACCCAGCCAAGAGGAGAUCUAAACAAACUGCCUGCAAACGUACUUCUCAUGUCUUCUCCUCAAGUGCUAGCGUAUGUCCUCCCGGACAAACCAUAUGUGUUUAAGCCAGCACACUGAAGGCAGAGACAUGGUGAAUUGUGCAAACAUUAGAGAGUACAGGAUAUCAGGAGACAGAUGGUCAAAAAAAUGUUUUCAUAAAAUAUUGGCUUUGUGUGAUAGUUUGUCUUCUUCUGCAAGUGCACUUUUACUUUUGAAUAUUCAUUUUUGUUUUGUUUAUAUACUGUAACUAUAGAAUUGUACAUUUUAUUUUACUUGAACUAUAUACUGUAAUAAAGAUUUUAAUUGUA
Messenger RNA from Xiphias gladius (swordfish), 2985 nucleotides. RefSeq names its product RAB4B, member RAS oncogene family (gene rab4b). Bases 231 to 872 code for a protein of 213 amino acids. The record is from RefSeq and is a predicted model, not a curated record. Gene Ontology annotation, cellular component: endosome. NCBI's taxonomy places the organism in Eukaryota, Metazoa, Chordata, Actinopteri, Istiophoriformes, Xiphiidae. Gene Ontology annotation, biological process: Rab protein signal transduction; regulation of endocytosis. The transcript is spliced from 8 exons. Gene Ontology annotation, molecular function: GTP binding; GTPase activity.